Messenger RNA from Osmerus eperlanus (European smelt), 2202 nucleotides. It is a transcript of the gene slc35a2, whose product is annotated as solute carrier family 35 member 2. Lineage: Eukaryota; Metazoa; Chordata; Actinopteri; Osmeriformes; Osmeridae. The transcript is spliced from 6 exons. Gene Ontology annotation, molecular function: UDP-galactose transmembrane transporter activity. The record is from RefSeq and is a predicted model, not a curated record. Gene Ontology annotation, cellular component: Golgi membrane. Bases 320 to 1474 code for a protein of 384 amino acids. Gene Ontology annotation, biological process: pyrimidine nucleotide-sugar transmembrane transport.
GAAAAAACAGGGAAACGAUUGUAAGGGUAGCUAGUCAGCUAGCUUGCCAGUCAAGCCUGGGCGAAACCACCUGGGCGCAAAAAAACAGAAGACCACUGUGUUCUCGAAGCGUAGAAUGGCUCAGUUAGUGGGGUGAUCUAGCAUAUAACUCAUUUAAGUGUGGAAGGGAGUAGAGCUAGAUGACAGCUGGGAAGCUAGCUGACGUUUGAGAAAAAGCUAGCUAGCCAGGUAGGCAGCUAGACAGACUAGCUUCCUAAAAGGCAGGUAGAGAAAGUGACAACUUCGUUCAGUUCACAACGACGCCUGUACAAUCGCUAACAUGACACGGGGCAACGACAGCCAAGAAACAGCAGACAAGACUCUCAGUCGACAAAAUGAAGUGAACAGGAAGUUAAAGUACACUAGUCUGGCGAUCCUGGUGGUCCAGAAUGCCUCGCUCAUCCUCAGCAUCCGCUAUGUACGCACGCUGCCUGGUGACCGCUUCUUCACCACCUCUGCUGUGGUAAUGGCAGAGGUUCUUAAGGUGCUCACCUGCCUGCUUAUCAUCCUGGUCCAGAAGAGAGUGAACAUCAGGGACUUUGUCCUGUCCCUGUAUGAUUCCAUCGUGGUGCAAUACAAAGACACUCUGAAGCUCGCCGUGCCCUCGCUAAUCUACACCCUGCAGAACAACCUGCAGUACGUGGCCAUCUCCAACCUGCCGGCAGCCACCUUCCAGGUGACGUACCAGCUGAAGAUCCUGACCACAGCUCUGUUCUCGGUGCUGAUGCUGAGAAAGAGUCUGUCCAGGGUCCAGUGGAUCUCCCUGCUGCUGCUGUUCGCUGGUGUAGCCAUCGUACAGGUGGAGCAGGAGGGCAAGGUUAAGGAGACCAGCGUGAAGGGAGGAGCCAGCCAGAACUACGCCAAAGGCCUGGUGGCGGUGGUGGUGUCCUGCCUGUCCUCGGGCUUCGCAGGAGUCUACUUCGAGAAGAUCCUGAAGGGCAGCUCGGCGUCCGUCUGGAUCCGCAACGUCCAGCUGGGCAUCUUUGGCACCCUGAUGGGGCUGCUGGGGCUCUGGUGGAACGAUGGGGAGGCCAUGGCGGCCACCGAGCGUGGCUUCCUGCACGGGUACACCCCCAUGGUGUGGGGCGUGAUCUUCAACCAGGCGUUCGGAGGCCUCCUGGUGGCCGUGGUGGUGAAGUACGCCGACAACAUCCUGAAAGGCUUCGCCACGUCCUUCUCCAUCAUCGUGUCCACCGUGACCUCCAUCUACCUCUUCGGAUUCCACGUGGACCUCCUGUUCACCGUGGGGGCGGGGCUAGUGAUAGGCGCCGUCUAUAUGUACAGUCUGCCCAAGCCUGCAGGCCCCACCCCUUCCACCGCUGGUCCCUCCCUUUCUUCCUCCAGCCCACCGCGGGGCGAGCUGGGCGACGGUGUUGGGGACUCGGAGAUGGACGCUUUCCUCCCAAAGACCUCAGGAAAGGAGAAAGGAUGCUGAGGGCAAUGACUCCUACUCUAUGACUGUCCUUCACUCCACACCUGCCCAUCAUGCCAAAAGAGAACCUAACUUCCGGAAUGACAAGUGCCUUUAGAAGCUUGAAGAUUCCAAAGCACAGUGAUCUAGAAGACUAGCUCAGCUGACAGCUGGUACACAGGAUUUUAAGUGGCACUUAAAUGGUGCUUAGUUUACAUGUAACUGGUCCUAAACUGAAACACGCAUUGUUUUCACAUUGUUGCCUUUAAUUUGAUUUAUCUUGAUCUGAAAUUAACUUCCUUUUUCUACGUGUAACCUUUGCAUUAUUUGCUGUUGGGUUUAAUCCCAAUGGUUUUAUUAAUCCUAUUUUAUCCUUUUUGAUCUUUUUUUCUAUUAGAAUGUUGUGUGACCCUGCUGGAAAUGUUAGUUCUGUGGUGCUCUCUCCUGGCUGAAGUCCUAACUGUAAGCCUAGCUUAGUGCCCCACAAGGAGUGCUAUACGGGAAAGCAGUGCACCGCAUCCAGGACUAUGACAGGCUGGCGGAAGUCAGUCACUAGGAUCAUUUGUCUUAAUGUAAUGUUUUUAGAUGUCAAGUAUUUGAUUGUCUGAAGGUUGUAUGACACUAUCAGGAGCAGAGUUAUCAUGUCUGAUUGAAAUGUGAAUGUGGAAUAUAUGUCCAUCCAUAUCAUCUUAACUUUUUACAAUAAGGAUAUAUUUAUCAAUAGGAAUAUAGAUUGAUAAUAAAGCUAAUUG